UUACGAUGAAGUGUCCAUACGAUCAUAGGCACGGAAAUCUAUUUUUUGAGCACACUUAAUAUGGAAAAACGUGAGAAGGAAAUUAGGAAGGAAGAAAUAAGGAAAAAGAAAUUAGAAAAAUUUAACGAAAAGCUAAAAAUUCAAGAUAAUGAGAAAAAAACAAAAAAAAAGGAAACUAUAAAUAAAAUUGAACAUGAUUUAGUUACAUAUGAUAUAAAAACUGCUCUAGGUGAGAAGAAAGAUACAAUCAAUUCUUUACCUAUUGGUUAUUCGCCAAAUUUUGUGGAGGCAUGUUGGUAUGAUUGGUGGUUAAAAAUGGGACUUUUUAAACCUGUUUUUAAAAAUGAUGAAUCAGAAAAAUUUAUUAUGUGUUUACCUCCUCCAAAUGUUACAGGCACACUGCACUUGGGACAUGCAUUGACUAUAGCAAUACAAGAUAGCUUGGCAAGAUGGCACAGAAUGAGUUUACAUGAAACACUGUGGAUUCCGGGAAGUGAUCAUGCUGGAAUAGCAACACAAGUUAUUGUUGAAAAACAGUUGCAAAAAAGCUCACCAGUUACCCCCAAUAUACGACAAACACUUGGCCGCCAAACAUUUAUCAAAAAAGUAUGGGAAUGGAAACAUAUAAAAGGCAAUGAAAUAUGUAAUCAAGAAAAGGCAUUAGGGGCUUCUUUAGAUUGGUCUAUGGAAUACUUUACUAUGGACCAAAAGUUUUCAUCAGCUGUUGUUGAAUGUUUUGUGAGGUUACAUGAACAAGGGCUUAUAUAUAGAAGUAAUCGAUUAGUUAAUUGGUCAUGCUCUUUAAAAAGUGCCAUUUCAGACAUUGAGGUUGAGAAAAGAGAAAUCAAUACCAAAACUUUAUUGAAAGUCCCUAAUUUUAAAGAUGGCGUAGAAGUUGGUAUUCUUUCAUAUUUUGCAUACAAAGUUAUGAAGAUUGAUACAAAUAGUGGAAAAGUUAAUGAUGAAGACGAGAUAGUAGUUGCGACGACAAGAUUAGAAACAAUGCUAGGGGAUACGGGCAUCGCUGUUAAUCCUCAGGAUAAAAGAUACUCUAAAUAUUUAUCUCAUAAUGAAUCACCUUAUAAAUAUCAAGUUAUUCAUCCUUUCUCCAAAGAUAGACUGAUUCCUAUCGUUUUCGAUAAAGCUAUUGAUAUUCAUUUUGGAACUGGGGCCGUUAAAAUAACGCCCGCACAUGAUUUUGAUGAUUACGAAAUUGGGCUAAGACACAAUUUGGCAACUAUCAAUAUAUUUACUGAAGAUGGACGAAUGAAUGAACAUUGUGGACCUUUUAUUGUAAAUUUAUCAAAUCAAUUAUCUUUAUUUUUUUUAAAUACCAAGGGUUUACACAGAUUUGAAGCUCGAAUUUUGAUAGAAAAACAUUUGAAUGAUAUGAAUUUGUUCCGGGGGAAAAAGGAACACUCAAUGCUUAUUCCAAUUUGCAGUCGUUCUAAAGAUAUAAUUGAACCAAUGAUCAAACCUCAAUGGUAUUUAAGCUGUAGUGAAAUGGCUAUAAAUGCUAAACAAGCUGUAGCAGAGAAGCGUUUAAUAUUGAUUCCUUCCUCGUACGAUGUUACCUGGAACACUUGGAUGAACAACAUUAGAGAUUGGUGUAUAUCAAGGCAACUUUGGUGGGGACAUCGUAUUCCUGCUUAUAAAAUAUCUCAUACUUUUUCAAAAGAGGAUGAUGAUGAAAUAUGGAUUGCCGCUCGUAAUGAAAACGAAGCCUUAAUUAAAGCUAAAAACAUUUUAAAAACAGACGAAUUAAAUAACAUUCGUUUAAUUCAGGAUGAAGAUGUAUUAGAUACGUGGUUUUCAUCAGCCUUGGUACCAUUAGCCACAUUGGGAUGGCCAAAUAUUGAAAACGAUGAAUUCCAACGUUACUUUCCAAAUACCUUUUUAGAAACGGGUCACGACAUUUUAUUUUUUUGGGUAGCAAGAAUGGUUUUUUUGUCUCAAAAGUUGACUGGUCUCUUACCAUUUAGACAAGUAUUUUUACACGCUAUGAUUAGAGACGCACAUGGCAGAAAAAUGAGUAAAUCUUUAGGAAACAUUAUUGAUCCCAUUGACGUAAUUAAGGGCAUCACAUUAAAAGAGUUGAAUGAAAAAUUAUUGAUUGGAAAUUUAGAAGAGACAGAAUAUGAAAAGGCUAAACAAGGUCAGAAAAUAGAUUUCCCAAAUGGGAUACCUCAAUGUGGAACGGAUGCUCUCAGAUUUGCACUUUGUGCCUAUACUAAUCAAGGUAAGGACAUAAAUUUAGAUGUCAAUAGAAUUGUUGGAUAUCGACAUUUUUGUAAUAAAAUUUGGAACGCAACAAAAUUUGUAUUGAACAUUUUAAAUUCACAGAGCCUAGAACUUGGCUGUCAAGAUUUUCACAAAAUGAUGAAUAAUGAGGGACGUGAAUUUCAGGAUAUGGAUACCUGGAUUCUACAAAUGUUAUCUGAAUGUGUUGAAAAAUGCGAUAAAGGUUUUAGGGAAUAUAAUUUCCAGCUUGUUACCAAUGCUCUCCACAAUUAUUGGCUAUAUCAAUUUUGUGACAUUUACAUAGAAUAUGCUAAACCGUAUUUGUAUGAUAAACUGAUUCCAACUUUCGCUGUGACCACAUAUAAAGAUGUUAUUAAGAGAAUUCUAUUACAUUGCUUGUAUAAUUUUCUAAAAUUACUUCACCCAUUUAUGCCCUUUAUAACUGAAGAGUUAUAUCAAAGAAUCAUUCCUCAUAUAAAUUUUUUAUAUAAAGACCAUGAUAUUAAACAAUCUAUAUCUAUAUCGACUUAUCCAAACAUAUUAAAUUUCAAUUAUUGCAAAAACUUGCUAUUAAAUGAAACGAUUGCUUUAAUUAUGAACACGAUCAAAGGUAUCCGGAAUAUUCGACAGGAAUAUAAUAUUUUAAAAGCCGAUUUAGAAGUAAAUAUUUUAUGCAUGAUGGAUCAUCCUGUCAAUGACGCUAACACAAUCAUAUGCCAAAUUAAAAAUUUAAAAAAUUUUAUUAUAUCAUCAACUGCACCCUUAAAAGAAUUAAAUAUAAAGAGUAUAUAUGGAGAUCAUGAGCCUUAUAAAAAUUGCAUCUAUUUUACAUCUCCCUUACCAAAUUAUAAUUUCAAGUGUAUAACUUAUAUAUCUUUAGAGGGUCUCAUCGAUGUAGAUAAAGAAAGAAAUAGGUUAAUGGCUAAACAAAGUAAAUUAUUGGAAUCAUUAGAUCAUUUGAAACGUAUAACAUCUGACCCUAACUAUAAUAUUGACAUUGUUGGGAGUCAAGUUAUUCAAAUAAAUGAAAACAAGAUGACAUCAUAUAAAACUGAAAUGCAGGAUAUAGAAAAACUUUUAUCUAAUCUACAUUAUUAAGAUAUUAAUCAAUUGUUAAAAAUUUACAAUAUAAAAAGAAUGUUAAUUUUUGUAUUAUAAAUGUAAAUCUUUUAGGGGAAAAAAUUGGAUAAACAAAUUUAGCCUUAAACUGGAUAGUUAACAGAAGCAAGAUAUGCCAAUCAGGACAACUAAAUCAUUUUAUCAAAUCACAACGCAAUUUUUACUGAAUGACAAUAUUACAUGAAUAAAUAUUUUAUCCCCCCCCCCAUCUUAGAAAAAAUAAUAAGUCGAAAAAAAUUAGUGUAGAAAAAUCAUACACACUCUUAUCCUUAUUUCCUCGUCUCUUCCAUUCUUAUAGUAUUUCAAUAACGAUCCUCGUCAUACCCACCCCCAUGGUAUUAGUGCCUAUUAUCAUGA
Molecule: messenger RNA, 3717 nt
Organism: Gordionus sp. m RMFG-2023
Lineage: Eukaryota; Metazoa; Nematomorpha; Gordioida; Chordodea; Parachordodidae
Product: valine--tRNA ligase-like
Exons: 25
Coding region: 61-3339 (1092 amino acids)
Biological process (GO): valyl-tRNA aminoacylation
Cellular component (GO): cytosol
Molecular function (GO): ATP binding; valine-tRNA ligase activity; aminoacyl-tRNA deacylase activity
Source: RefSeq, a predicted model, not a curated record